Messenger RNA from Ananas comosus (pineapple), 1557 nucleotides. RefSeq names its product transcription factor bHLH68-like. The record is from RefSeq and is a predicted model, not a curated record. Gene Ontology annotation, biological process: regulation of transcription by RNA polymerase II. The transcript is spliced from 7 exons. Lineage: Eukaryota; Viridiplantae; Streptophyta; Magnoliopsida; Poales; Bromeliaceae. Gene Ontology annotation, molecular function: DNA-binding transcription factor activity, RNA polymerase II-specific; protein dimerization activity; RNA polymerase II cis-regulatory region sequence-specific DNA binding. Gene Ontology annotation, cellular component: nucleus. Bases 216 to 1253 code for a protein of 345 amino acids.
AAUAUAUAUAUAUUUCUUUAGGAAAAGAGGAGUAGAAAGAAAGGUUUACAAAGCAAUACUAACUAUACCCAUCCCUUUAAUUUGAGACCUCAAAAAGCUUCAUCACCAAGGAAGUGAAGCUAAGCUAAGCAACACAUAUUAUUGAUUCAAGAGGAGAUAGAAAUAAUAAAGAAGAGUUAUCAGUUAUUAGUAGAGUAAUCUUUAAGGCAUAAGGAAUGAAUAGAGCCAUGUUUGAGAGCUCUCUUGUGCAGCAAAUGAUGGUAGGGGGGAACCCUAGUUGGUGGAACAACAUGGAUAACAUAAAGCCACCACAUCAAGAGAUCUCUCCACUUCUGCCUUGCUCAACCUCUUCGGCGGGGGCGGUCGCAUCGUCGACAUCGUCAUCGUCGUCGUCGUCAUCUUCAUCUUCUUCUUCUUUGAACUCUUUCCCUAUGUAUCCUCAGUACACUCAGUCAUCUAGGUUUCUUCCCUUCACCUCUUGGCAGGAUAAUCAAGGUCUACCAGACCCAUGGAACCAGAUGCUGCUGGGAGGAGUGAUGGAAGAAGAGGAGAGAUGCGGCUUUGGUCUGCAAACAAAGAAAGUAGAGAAUUGGGAGGAUCAUCAACUGUAUCCAUCAGGAAACAGCCAUGUAUUUGGUGCAAAGCAAGAGAACUUGGAAAGAUCAGCAUACCUAUGUAAGAAGUAUGAAAAUGAUCAACAAGUUCUCAAAACUACUUCUCCUUGGGCCCAAUCCCUACCAGCUUCUUCUACAAAGUCUUGUGUCACCACAAACAGUUUGAGCACCAACAUGCUGGACUUCUCCCACAGCAAAGAAGGGAAAAGGCACCUUCAAUCAGAACAAUCAUCUGAGUCCAACAGCACAGGGACUGGAUCACCUUUCAAGAAGGCCAGAGUUCAAGCAUCAUCAGCCCAAUCUCCCUUGAUCAAGGUGAGGAAAGAGAAGCUGGGAGAUAGAAUAUCAGCUCUUCACCAGCUAGUCUCUCCAUUUGGAAAGACUGACACUGCUUCUGUCCUGCUAGAAGCCAUUGGCUACAUCAGAUUCCUCCAGGGUCAAAUUGAGGCCCUCAGCUUGCCCUACCUGGAUAGUGGGUCAAGGAACCCCAGGCAUUGUGAUGCCGCUGCUUAUGAGGAACCAAAGAAGGAUUUGAGGAGUAGAGGACUAUGCCUGGUUCCUGUGUCAUUCACCCUUCAUGUUGGAGGAGACAAUGGAGCUGAUUACUGGGCUCCGGCUUUCGGCGAGGAAUUCCGAUGAGAAGCUCGAUCGAACGCGCGCGCACCGAUCGACCAAUCAACUCGCGCCUGAUCAGUUUCGAUGCAUGCAUGGCGGAGAAAACAUGAACAAUUGUUCAAGGUGAGAUAGAUUGGUAAAUGUAGGACAUCAAACUGUAACAUAAACAGCAAAAUUAGGUGGUAGGUACAUAAUUAAACUAAUUAAUAAUUUGGUGAGGGGCUCCUUUGCUCUCUUGUAACUUGAAUUUUAUUGAAUGUAUUGUAGUGGUAUUGUAGUGGUAUUGUAGUAUGUUAGAUAAAUAUCAUGAAGAUUUAUGUAUGGUUGA